AUGUUGGCAGCCUACUUUGAUUGCCCAGGAGGCCCAGAAAAUCUCUAUGUGAAAGAAGUGAUGAAACCGCACCCAGGAGAAGGAGAAGUUCUUGUGAAGGUCUCUGCCAGCGCUCUGAAUAGGGCUGAUUUACUCCAGAGGAGAGGGAAGUACCCUCCCCCCAAAGGAGCAAGUGAUAUUUUAGGCUUAGAAGCAGCUGGGAGUGUGGCUGGGCUCGGACCUGGCUGCAAGGGCCGGUGGAAGAUUGGCGAUGCAGUGAUGGCUCUGCUCUCCGGAGGUGGCCAGGCAGAAUACGUUACAGUACCCGAAGGCUACUUGAUGCCAAUUCCCAGUGAUAUGACUUUUAUUCAGGCUGCAGCCAUUCCCGAAGCCUGGUUAACAGCCUUUCAGCUGCUGCAUUUUGUAGGUAAAGUACAGAAGGGCGAAAGAGUGCUGAUCCAUGCUGGAGCUAGUGGAGUUGGUAUGGCAGCCAUUCAGCUGGUGAGACUGGCAAAAGCUAUUCCUAUCGUGACAGCAGGAACUCAAGAGAAACUGAAAGCAACAACAAACGCGGGAGCAGCUGUGGGGUUCAACUACAAGAAUGAAGAUUUUAGUGAAAAGGUCUUGGCAUUCACCCAAGGUUCUGGAGUAGAUCUUAUUUUAGACUGUGUUGGUGGCUCAUACUGGGAGAAGAAUAUCAACUGUCUGAGUACUGAUGGCCGGUGGAUUAUUUAUGGACUACUGAGUGGAGGUGAAGUACAUGGAGAUUUGCUUGCAAGGUUGCUUUCCAAAAGAGCGAGUAUCCAUACAAGUCUAUUACGAUCACGAGACAAGGAGUAUAAGGAACGCCUGGUGAAAGCCUUCACAGAAGACGUGCUACCGUAUUUUUCUGGAGGAACCUCCCCUCACCUCCAACCACUUCUCGACAGCAUUUACCCUCUGCAGGAGAUUGCCGAGGCACACAGGAUCAUGGAAGAAAACAAGAAUAUUGGCAAAAUUGUCAUCGAAAUGCCUGCUUCAUCUUAAAGAGAGGCCUACUGCUGUAGUUGUUUGGGGGACAGAAUCGUUAGGGGUGUUUGACAAGCUGAGAAUCUGCCCUUUCUGCUUCCAAAUCUGGA
Molecule: messenger RNA, 1097 nt
Organism: Haliaeetus leucocephalus (bald eagle)
Lineage: Eukaryota; Metazoa; Chordata; Aves; Accipitriformes; Accipitridae
Gene: TP53I3
Product: tumor protein p53 inducible protein 3
Exons: 5
Coding region: 1-1005 (334 amino acids)
Molecular function (GO): NADPH binding; quinone binding; quinone reductase (NADPH) activity
Source: RefSeq, a predicted model, not a curated record